Mytilus trossulus (common blue mussel) is the source of this 1102-nucleotide messenger RNA. RefSeq lists its product as uncharacterized. Gene Ontology annotation, molecular function: ubiquitin protein ligase activity; translation repressor activity. Bases 124 to 987 code for a protein of 287 amino acids. Lineage: Eukaryota; Metazoa; Mollusca; Bivalvia; Mytilida; Mytilidae. The record is from RefSeq and is a predicted model, not a curated record. Gene Ontology annotation, biological process: proteasome-mediated ubiquitin-dependent protein catabolic process; protein polyubiquitination; negative regulation of translation. The transcript has 3 exons.
CGCUUGUCUAGUCAUUUGAUUCAAAGUUAUAGGAUAAUGAGUUUGUUGGAAAACAUUUAAAAAGUGAAUGGAGAUAUCAUUCAUAAUCUUCCUGAAAACAAAUGAUAUUGAUAGUCAUGCAGAAUGGGAUGUUCUAAUACAAAAGUGGAAACUAAUUCUCCCGUUCGGAAAACAAAAGAUAAUAAACAUGGAAAUGUAAAUAAGUCUAUCAUAACGUUGCCCCUCUCUUUUCGCGUAACAUUGAGAGAACGAUUAAAAAUAAAAGAGUCAGAUGCGGAUAUAUGGAUAACAGACUGCAUCACAUUCAAAGACAAAUAUAUAUUCAUAAAUCGUAAUACCGGUUUAGUUAUCAGGGAGGCGGACAGAAAUAUCAGAAAUAUCACACUUUCCGGAAAUGCGAAUGGAUUGUCGGCCAUAGAUGAUGCAACUGUUGCUGUGACUUUUCCAAAUGGACAUUACAUUGAGAUUAUCUGUGUUGCAACAGGUGAAGUAAAAAAUAAAAUCGAAGUUGAUGGAAUGUGUUUCCAAGUAGCUUAUCGGAAUGGACUGCUGUAUGUCGGAUUUGAUGAAAAGAUUGAAGAAAUUGACCUUACAGGAAAGACAAUAAGGCGUGUUCCAAGUCCGACGGCAGAUAUUGGAUACAUAGCAGCCACAGACGAAAAAUUAUUUGUCACUGAUUUAGAGAAAAAUUUAUUAUAUUGUUGCGACUUUACGGGAUUGGUUUUGUGGGAGUUCGAAGAUAGAAAACUCGAAUGGCCCAUGGGUGUAACAACUGACAAUGAUGGCAAUGUAUACGUGGUUGGUAGCUCUUCUCAUAACGUCUUAGUUAUCUCUCCUGAUGGGAAGCAUCAUAGAGAACUUCUCAAUGAAUCCAAUGGACUGAAAGAUCCAAUCGGAAUACAUUACGACAAAACGAAUAAUCGUCUGUUAGUGUGUAAUAAAGAAAGCGGUGAUGCUUUCUUGCUUGAAAUUGAAAAUGUUUACUAGUAGGUCAUUAUGUAUUGAGGAAAAUUUGGAAGGGUGUAAAAUACUAUAUGUUAAAGAUAAGACCAUGUUACUGUUAGAGGAUUGACUGUGUAGAAAAUAAACGAAAACAAAUAAA